This is a messenger RNA of Drosophila ananassae, 899 nucleotides long. RefSeq names its product transmembrane emp24 domain-containing protein 5. Gene Ontology annotation, biological process: endoplasmic reticulum to Golgi vesicle-mediated transport; Golgi organization; intracellular protein transport. Lineage: Eukaryota; Metazoa; Arthropoda; Insecta; Diptera; Drosophilidae. The coding region runs from base 102 to 794 and encodes 230 amino acids. The transcript has a single exon. Gene Ontology annotation, cellular component: COPII-coated ER to Golgi transport vesicle; endoplasmic reticulum-Golgi intermediate compartment; Golgi apparatus. The record is from RefSeq and is a predicted model, not a curated record.
CUUUCGCCAGUAGGCCACUCCACAAACAUCUACAAAUCCAAACAGGCAGAUCAGAAAACCGAUGAGAGAAUAGCCGGAUUACUCGAACAAGUAACUCUAAAAUGUCCCGCGUCGCGACUUCCAUUCUGGCGGUGUUCGUGUUGCAAACCGUGAACUUUUCACGCUCCGAGUUGUACAACAAGCAGUUGACUAUUUACGCGGAACCGGGACGACAGGAGUGCUACUAUCAUCCGAUAGCCGCCUCCGAGAAUAUCAACCUGCAAUAUGAAGUGAUCCACGGGGGCCACGGAGAGCCCAACAUCAAUUUCAGACUGAUGAAUCCCAACAGAAAUAUUCUGGUGGUGGAAACGAAAAGGGACAAGGGACAGCACAAGUUGGUGGCCUACGAAACUGGGGCCUAUCAGAUCUGCUUCGACAACACCAUUAGUUCGUUCAACCAGAAGAUAGUCAGCUUCACGCUGGAGAUAACUGCGGCAAAUCAGAAGGAGGAGCAGCUCCGGGAGCUGCGCAAGGAGAUGCUGUUGGACUACCAAUUCGACAAGGCCUACACUGAAAUCGACAGCUACAUACGCAAGAUCCAAGUCAACCUGAUGAAGUCGCGCCAGACGCAGGACUUCAUCCGGGCGCACGAGGCCAGGGACAGGAAUCUGGCCGAGUCCAACUACGCCAUGGUCAACAACUGGUCCUGGGCCCAGUUCCUGGCCAUGAUUUUGGUGGGCUUGCUGCAGGUCAUCAUGCUCCGCAGCAUUUUCAGCACCGAUGGGACUCUUUACCAGUUUUGGAAGCGCUUUUAAGGUUCCUAUCUUACAGAGUCAUUCGUAAAUUUUGAAGUAAUAUGUUGGAUGUUUUGUCUACAAAUAAAGGGAGCAAAAACAUGCUGCCACUAUUACAUGCCCGUA